AUGGAAAAGAGAAUUAAAGAGAAAGACAAAAGAGUGCAUGUGGAUUCUGUCGAGCGCUUCCAGAUGGAGCUCUAUGCUGGGCAGGCAAGGCCUAGCGCAGACUAUGACCACUGGAAAAGAAGAUUGAUUUCCUCUAUGGUGUACGACAUGCCACGCACCGAAGCUUCACUCUCAAGCUGCACAAAGGAGCCCCAAAACAUGCUGUUUUCUCCCAAAAACAAUUGGUCCAUGUGCAGAGAGACCAUGAGCACGGAACCGACUACUCUUCUUCGAGAUGGCAGAAGGGAGAGCACUGUAAGCACCCUCUACAUUUCAGCCUCCAACAUUGAAACCGGGCAGAAGAUCAUCUGCCGGGCGUCCAACAAGGCCGUGCCCAAUGGGAAAGAGACCAGUGUCACGAUUGACAUUCAACACUUACCGUUGGUGAAUCUCUCUGUGGAGCCUCAACCAGUCCUGGAGGGAAACCUGGUGAAGUUUCAUUGCUCUGCCAAAGCUAAUCCGCCAGUCACCCAAUACAAGUGGGCCAAAGGAGGAAGCAUGAUAAAGGAAGUGUCUGGAGACACUUAUGAGGUCAUAGUGGAUCACUCAUUCUUCACAGAGCCAGUUUCCUGUGAGGUCACCAACCCACUUGGGAGCACCAACAUCAGUCGGAACGUGGAUGUCUACUUUGGACCUCGGAUGGCUGCAGAGCCCCAGUCUUUACAGGUUGACCUAGGAUCCGAUGCUGUUUUUAACUGUGCCUGGACCGGAAACCCCUCUUUAACUAUUGUAUGGAUGAAAAGGGGCUCUGGGGUGGUUCUAAGCAAUGAAAACAUCCUGACACUGAAAUCUGUCAGGCAAGAGGAUGCUGGGAAGUACGUGUGCCGUGCGGUGGUCCCUCGUGUUGGAGCAGCUGAGAAGGAAGUCUCUCUCACUGUGAACGGACCUCCGACCAUCUCCAGCACACAGACCCAUCAGGCUCCACAUGGGGAAAAGGGACAGAUCAAAUGUUUCAUCCGUAGCACGCCACCCCCAGACCGCAUUGCCUGGUCCUGGAAGGAGACCGUCCUGGAGUCAGGGACGUCAGGUCGCUACACGGUGGAGACAGUAAGCACAGAGGACGGAGUGCUGUCCACCUUGACCAUGAGUAACAUCGUACCCGCCGACUUCCAGACCAUCUACAACUGCACUGCCUGGAACAGCUUUGGCUCCGAUACAGAGAUCAUUCGCCUCAAGGAACAAGAUUCCCUCCCUGUUGCUGUGAUCAUCGGCGUGGCAGUUGGCGCUUUCGUUGCUUUCAUCGUCCUCAUGGGAACCAUUGGCGCGUUCUGCUGUACGCGCUCUCAGAGAAAGAAAACAGCUCAUCCAUGUACAGAAGACGCUCACCUGGUUAUGCCUACACUGCCCACCUCCAUCUGUGCUCAGCAGAGAGAACUUGCAAGCAAAAUUAAGACAGAAAACCUCAAAGGCGUGGUAUCAGCCAAGAACGACAUCCGCGUGGAAAUUGUACACAAAGAUCACAACGCAGCCCGAGAAAACGAGGAUCACUCCGCCAUGAAACAGCUCAUGAUUGAACGGGGAGAGUUUCAGCAGGAGUCCGUUCUGAAGCAACUUGAGGUACUUCAGGAAGAGGAGAAAGAGUAUCAGCACAUCAAGGACCCCACUAAUGGAUACUACAGUGUGAACACCUUUAAGGAGCACCAUGGCACCCCAACCACGCUGGCCGGGAACCAGACCACAGAGCUCCGCCGAGACCCUGCCACAGCCACCACCGGCAAGCAGCGGGUUCCCACAGGAAUGUCUUUCACCAACAUCUACUCUACCUUGGGUGCUGGACCCAACCGCCUGUACGACUACAGCCAGCGGUUCGUGCUGGGCAUGGGCAGCAGUUCCAUCGAGCUUUGCGAGCGAGAAUUCCAGCGAGGAUCGUUGAGUGAUUCCAGCUCUUUCCUGGACACACAGUGCGACAGCAGCGUCAGCAGUUACAGCAAGCAGGAUGGUUAUGUGCAGUUCGACAAGGACAGCAAGGCCUCAGCCUCGGCCUCUUCCUCGUCCCAUUACUCUCAGUCAUCGUCCCAGAACUCAGACCUCACACGGCCACUGCAGAAACGCAUGCAGACCCACGUCUGACUGCAGGAGAUGGACAGAGGAAUCCAGCGCUAGCAUUGGCCAAAGGGGAUUGAAUCCCCCCAACCCCACAGAUGCGAAUCAGGAACAAGUUCAAGCACAUCUAGCACACCAGUUUCAUUUGAUCCUCCACUUCUUUUGCUUUGAACAUUUAUUUGAUAUCUGUGAAUUUCCUAAUUUGUCCAGAUCUUAUUUACAGCUCUGAAAAGCCUUACUGGUUUCAGAACCUUGUCUUGACCCUUCCGAAUGCCCUAAAUAUCUGGGCCAAAAACGUCCUCCAAACAACAGUGUGCCACAGUGAUGUCACAUGCCAAUGGAGAAAGACACAAGACCCUGAACAAAUCUAGUGUCCUAGAUGCCGUUCCAGUAACUUUGGAACAGCUCUGAAUGAAUGACUUCCUCGAAGAAAGCAUAGCAACAAUGCUCAAAUGAACUCUUCGAAGAGAGUUCUGUGGUCCAUUCACUAGAGGACAAUGCUCUGUUGCUCCUGUACAUUAAAGCACAACUGUCAAAGCUGUAUGUAAGAUUUCUCAAUGCCUCUACCACAGCUAGCUAAACAAAUUAAAAAAAUAUAAAAGGACAAAAAAAAAAGAAAUAGAUCAAUGUAUGAACUGAAUUAACAACUAAAGUCAGUCAGAAUUCUUGGAUUCUGACCCUUCUGACAAAGGUUUGUCUGACAUACAAAUAUGAGAUGUGGCUCUGAGCUGUCACUUUACCAUUCAGAGAGAAGAUAUAUUUGUGUACUUUGUUGUUCUUUCUUUCUGAGCAUUCUUUAUUUUCAGUGUUUUAACAACAUGGUUU
Sinocyclocheilus grahami is the source of this 2907-nucleotide messenger RNA. Its product is annotated as kin of IRRE-like protein 3. Gene Ontology annotation, cellular component: cell-cell junction; plasma membrane. The transcript is spliced from 15 exons. Bases 1 to 2109 code for a protein of 702 amino acids. Gene Ontology annotation, molecular function: cell adhesion molecule binding. Lineage: Eukaryota; Metazoa; Chordata; Actinopteri; Cypriniformes; Cyprinidae. Gene Ontology annotation, biological process: cell-cell adhesion; synapse assembly. The record is from RefSeq and is a predicted model, not a curated record.